Molecule: messenger RNA, 2260 nt
Organism: Seminavis robusta
Lineage: Eukaryota; Bacillariophyta; Bacillariophyceae; Naviculales; Naviculaceae
Source: the annotation of a GenBank genome assembly
AUGGCUCUAUCCAACCUUUCCGUUGACUUCACCAACCGUGAAGUGUUCUUUGACCUGAGAGACAAUGAUUCAGUUUCUUCCUUAGGGUCCACAUCUUCCUUUGAUGAAGAUGACAGCGACGACGAGAGCCUUAGUAGUCAUAAGAUGGGAGAUGAUAGGGAGCGCCCCGCAUGUUCUUUCUACCAGCGAAAACAGAGAUCAAGUCGAAAGAACCUCCGCAACAUGUCUAGUAGCAAACUGCAUCGUCGUCACCUCACAUGUCCUGAUCUCAAGAUCGACCAGUUCACCAACAGCAAGAGCGACGAACCAGGAGCAGCCAACGCCAGAUGGAUAUCUGAAACUACAACCAGCUUCACGAAUUUGACCGUCACUCCGCCAGGCUCCAAGACCAACAUGCGGAAGUCACGCAGUCUGGAAGACAAAGGGGUCAACGCCAACGAUAGAUGGACAUCAAAGACCUGCAAAAAGUCCAGACCGAAGAUUUCUAACGAGGUUUUGGAUAUCAGCGGUAAUACCCGAGGUUCGGCUGAUUCCAGCAAAGAGUCCUCUGGAAGCAACAGAUGGUCAGCAACGCUGCCCCCAACUAACCCGCUCUUUCGUUCCGCGACAGUGGACCACGCUCCACGUACUCCAAGGAGUUCACUAUCUGAUCUCAAGAACAUCCGCCGCUGUGCCACUGAAGAGCCUCCCGCUUCACACAAUGCUCGAUGGGGUGCAAUCCCAUCAGCCCCACCCCGCGCCUCGUACCCCUCAAUACUGCCCUCACCUCCGAGACACCCACCGGCCCAAAGCCGCAGACACAAGUCUCGAGAUUCUGCUCCUGAUCUUCUUCGACGUCGGUCGCACAAGGUUGUGAGUCCUGAUGACGGAGGCCACGAGAAGAACGCAACGUGGGCCUCUGGUGGAACGAGGUCGCCGCUCUCUUCGUCUACAGACCUCUCUCAAACAAGCAGCACCAGGAGGUCCCCCCUUCCCGUGCGAGGAGCCCUCAGUCGAUGGAACUCCUCUUCAAGCUUCACUGUGAACAGCAUGAGCGCCGCUUCGAUUGAUCAGCUUUCCACCAAGCCUAAGCUUCCCAAACGUCGACCUCGUCGCCGUUCGACGAAGAAGAGCAAGACGCCUUCCGUUGAGCAAUCGGACACACCACAAGGUCAAAUCACCGAGCGUACACGCGAGAAUGAAAGGAGCGAGAAGACAGCCCAAGACAACGAGCAAGUGCGAGAGACAAGGCCAGAAGAGCCGGUAUUCGGUGAAGGUGCCACGUUGACGGCAGAUACAGGUACAAAGGAAGCAACCGAACAUCAGGAAGGAACAAAUGAAGAAGAAACGAAGAUGGAUGCCAGCAUCGAAGGUGCCCCGAAGGUUGGUGGUGUUCUCCUUCAAGACGACACCUCGGGAAUGGAGGAUGAUUCUUCAAAUAAGUUUCAUCUCCGGUAUUCCAUGCCUCCAUGCAUGGAAUGCUUUGAAACCAUUCCUGAAGAAGCUAACGAAGAUGAGGUCAAACCACCCCCUCUCCCGAAUCUUCAGCAUCAGUGCUCUGACAGCUUGCUACGGGCCCCCAAACGGCGCAAGAGUGCAUGCUCGACUGCAUGUCUACUAGAGGAUGAGUCCGAGCUUUCGAUUUCGCUGAAGGACACAUCGUCGCUUUCGGUCUCUGUAUCGAAGGAGACCUCCUCCUCCUCCUCGUUUCUCUGGGAUCUCAGUCUCUCCAGUAAGCGAACGACUGAUCAUGACACCUCCUUGCUUGGGCCUCGACAGCCCAGAAGACGUGAUAGUGAGGGAAGUGUACCGCUUGGAGCUGACUCUGUAUGCUCGGGUUCAUCUUCAGAAGCGGGUCCGCCCCAUCAUUUUCCCCACAGACGCACCACUGCCCCUCGUCCGCACGGCACUGUUCGAAGAGGACCGUCGCCACGAUCGGCUCCUCGGCCUAUCCGAAGAUUGUCCAGCAUCGUAAAUGGCGAUGAAAAGCACCCAUUCAGUGACAUGAGCGGCUCAACGGCUUUGACUACGGCAAGCACCGCUUCAGGUUCUGCACUGUCACAAGCUACCAUUGCAAAACCUCCAAAUCCGCUAAACAACGAACUGUUUCCUCGCCUGCAGGAGCCUUCUUGCGCAUGCGGCACACUGGCAAAGAAUCCGGAUUCGCCUGUCAACUGCCCGGCUGCAUGACUCAUCCUUCCCAGGCGAAGGCGACAGUAACCAAAGUACAUUUCUAUAGACAUGUAAUCUCUCAUAGACCAAACCAGCGUACGUUACACAG